This is a messenger RNA of Xenopus laevis (African clawed frog), 3708 nucleotides long. It is a transcript of the gene cdk18.S, whose product is annotated as cyclin-dependent kinase 18 S homeolog. The record is from RefSeq and is a predicted model, not a curated record. Gene Ontology annotation, cellular component: nucleus; cytoplasm. The transcript is spliced from 16 exons. Gene Ontology annotation, molecular function: protein serine/threonine kinase activity; protein kinase activity; nucleotide binding. The coding region runs from base 281 to 1681 and encodes 466 amino acids. Gene Ontology annotation, biological process: regulation of cell cycle. Lineage: Eukaryota; Metazoa; Chordata; Amphibia; Anura; Pipidae.
GUUCCCUCCGCUUCUCCCCUCCCCCUGACCCUGGCACGUCCCCUCUGUUGCCCGAUCCCUUCCUUCCAAGGAUAGGCAGUUGCCUGGCAUGUCACCGAAGCCUUUAAUAAAAGGGAGGAGUUCGCUUCAAAGGCUCUUAAUAGAGACAGGCGGGACGGACAGGGACACUGUAGGCUGCAGCUGGAAGCGCUUUCACCUGCAGUGAGGUCCUUGGGGAGAAGUCGGCUGCCUCCCUACAGGCGCCCUGUUUGCAAACAGAGCAAAGGUCAGCACCAUCACCAUGAACAAGGUGAAGAGUUUUAAGCGUCGAUUCUCCCUUUCUGUCCCUCGGCCAGAAACUAUUGAGGAAAUUACAGAGCAAUAUAAUCAGCUGAAUAGCCGGUGUGGGGAAGGCCUUGAUCAUUCCCACCUGCAGGUGGUACAGCUGAGCCCAGGAACUUCUGCUCUGUCUCCAUCAGAUGGCGAGGGUUUGUCUCCAACUGCACUGAGUUAUAGGAAGACUGUUCAGCGCCGUCUCUCCAUGGAGGAUGUGAGCAAGAAGCUUUCUCUGCCGAUGGAUAUCCGAUUGCCCCCAGAGCUUCUGGACAAGCUGCAAAUAAACAGUCCAGAUGAUGACCCAAAACCCCUGAGCCGGUUACUAAGAAGAGCUUCUCUGUCUGACAUUGGGUUUGGAAAACUGGAGACAUACAUAAAGCUGGACAAAUUGGGAGAGGGAACCUAUGCCACUGUCUUCAAAGGUCGCAGCAAACUUACAGGGAACCUGGUAGCCCUGAAGGAGAUCAGACUGGAGCAUGAGGAAGGCGCACCCUGCACAGCAAUCAGAGAGGUUUCGCUUCUGAAGAAUCUUAAACAUUCCAACAUUGUAACACUGCAUGACAUCAUCCACACAGAAUACUGUCUCACUCUUGUAUUCGAGUACUUGGACAGUGAUUUAAAACAGUACUUAGAUAACUGUGGGAACCUUAUGUGCAUGCACAAUGUUAAGAUCUUCAUGUUCCAGCUGCUUCGUGGUCUAUCCUACUGUCACCGAAGGAAAAUCCUGCACAGGGAUCUCAAACCACAGAAUCUGCUGAUAAAUGAGAAGGGAGAGUUAAAGCUGGCAGACUUUGGCCUUGCAAGAGCCAAAUCAGUACCCACCAAGACCUACUCCAAUGAAGUGGUGACACUCUGGUACAGACCCCCUGAUGUUCUUCUAGGUUCCACUGAGUACAGUACACCCAUUGAUAUGUGGGGAGUUGGAUGCAUUCUAUAUGAAAUGGCAACUGGACGGCCUAUGUUUCCAGGAUCCACAGUGAAAGAGGAACUGCACUUAAUAUUCAGAUUACUAGGAACCCCUACAGAGGAGACAUGGCCAGGAAUAUCUUCUAAUAAAGAGUUUAAAGGCUAUGGCUUCCCUCAAUAUCGAGCUCAACCACUAAAAAAUCAUAUUCCAAGGCUUGAUACAGAUGGGAUCGAUCUACUUAGCAGUCUCUUGUUAUAUGAGGACAAGAGGAGAAUCUCAGCAGACAUGGGGCUCAGACACCCCUAUUUCAAAACCAUGGGGGAGCAAGUACUAACCUUACCUGACACUGCAUCAAUCUUCACAGUUAAAGAGAUUCAACUACAGAAAGAUCCAGGGCAUCGUAGCUCCAUUUUUCACCAUACAGCUCGAGGGAAGACCAGAAGACAGAGUAUAUUUUAGAGGUGGCAUUGGAUGAACUGGGAGCUCCCUGGAGAGCCCUUAGCAAGACAGUACUGCAGUGAUACAGUAUACACAUAUAAGUAUUAGCUAGAACUUGCCCUGCUGCAGUGAGUCUUGUGCCAAAUGUAAUUAACUGUUUAUAGGUGAACAUGUUCAGGGACCAGAGAAGAGUUAAGAGUUGUGUUUCCUCUCUUCCAAACCCCACUAAAGCCUUAUUUUAACUAUGUAGAUCAAAAAAGGACAGAGUGAAAUUACUUAGUAAAUUUUAAAACAAUUCUAAUUUUUUUCAGGGUAGAAAUAGUGGUUGGUCUUUUAUGAACACCAAAAACAUUUUUGGGACAUAAUGUUGGAUUGAUUUGACAACACUGCAUUCUGUGCUCUCACAUUUCACAGAUCAAACAAGUAUUGAAAAGAACAGCAAAACCACAGUUCUGAGUCAAGAAGAGUAGAUGGUAUCUGCCACUCUGAAAGUAUUUUCUUAAUGAACCCUUUUAUACUUAUGACAUAAAUGCAUUCCAAAUUCCGUAUGAUGGGAACAAUUAAGGCUGUUGCUAGUUUUGUCAUUCCACAUGAAGGCAUACAGAAAGCUGAAAACUGGCAUCUGUCUUUAAAGUGCAGAUUCCAGGGGCCAUCUUGUGCUAUAACGCCACACAUUCCAUGUAAAUCAAUAGUAAUAACCAGGCACUCUGGGCUAUAUAUAGUUUAUAAACAUUUACAUGUUUUCAAUUUUUUUUUUUUUUUGCUAAAGGUUAAAAAACCCAAACCUUUUUUAAAGUGACAUAAAUGGAAAAAAAAAUCAUAAAAACAAACAUAAAAAAUGGGAAAUGCACACCAACAGUCUUACCAAACUUUUUUCUGUUAGGCCCUCAUAGUAAAGAGAUUUUGUUUGUUUGGUGCUUUGGAAAGAUUGGUACCCUGGGCAGGGGUGUAACUACAGAGAAAGCAGACCCUGCAUCUGCAGGGGGGGCCAGGAAGUAUAGUGGCCCCAUGAGGCCCUAAUUCAUAUACAAUUUCAAUAAAUAUUGUUUAACAGGUCAAUCUCUAGACAUUUUGGAGGCCUGAAAAAUAGUUUGCUGUGGGGCCCAGUAAUAUCUAGUUACGCCACUGACCCUGGGGUUGGAGGGGGAGUUGAUGCAUUAAGAUUGCAUAUUGCACUAUGAGAGUUAACGGUCAGCCCUUGCAAUAUACAUUGCGCUUGCAUUUGAACAUUCUGAGCAUGCUAAAUUUAGUAACAAAUGAUGUGUCUUUGAAACAAAAUGGUAUGCCAUUAAGUCAUUUAAUUAUAAUGGCAUUUAAUAUGUACCUACAUUUAGGAGGUUAUUUAAUAAAGUCCGAAAGUUUUUGGUAGAAAAAAAAAUAAAAAAAAUUUUGAUUUAUUAAACCCUGAUGGUGUUAAAAGUCCAAAUAAAAAAGUCAUUAUGAUGGUUUCCUAUGCUGAAAUCCAGCUGUUUAACAGUUCUUCUCUUUCUGCAUCAUUUGAAAUCCUGGCAGGGAAGGAGGGACUAAACACUGAUGUUGCAAAUUGUAACAACCUCUCCACAGUUGACAGCAUGUAGGAACUACAUAACCCAUAAUGCAUUGUACUGUGAAGUUCCAUUCUCAGGGCCGGAACUAGGGGUAGGCAGAAGAGGUGCGUGCCUAGAGUGCAAAGGUAGAGGGGCGCCAGGCACGCACCUCUACUGAUGACUUCCCCUAGUUCGGACCGUUGUGUCUACGGCAGCUUUCUUCCGAAAGAGAGCGUGUGCAUGCGCAUUAGCGUUUCCUUGGCGCAGUAGCAGUUCCUCGGCGAUUACACUCUUCUGUGCAUGCGCACUCAUGCUACCUCGGAGCUUGCUCUUCUGCGCAUGCGCAAGCAGUAGAGGGGCGGCAUUGUCGGCUGGGUUGCCUAGGGCGCCCAGCCGACUUUGCCCAGCACUGUCCAUUCCUUAUUGAGAUCACGUGUGCAGGGAAUUGUGGGGUUUGGAGGAUGCAGGCUGAGGACAGAUGGCUGCUGAUACAAAGUAACAGUAGUCAGCCAACUCAGCAAA